Messenger RNA from Brassica rapa (field mustard), 714 nucleotides. RefSeq names its product 40S ribosomal protein S16-3. Gene Ontology annotation, cellular component: cytosolic small ribosomal subunit; ribosome. NCBI's taxonomy places the organism in Eukaryota, Viridiplantae, Streptophyta, Magnoliopsida, Brassicales, Brassicaceae. Gene Ontology annotation, biological process: maturation of SSU-rRNA from tricistronic rRNA transcript (SSU-rRNA, 5.8S rRNA, LSU-rRNA); translation. Gene Ontology annotation, molecular function: structural constituent of ribosome; RNA binding. The record is from RefSeq and is a predicted model, not a curated record.
UCAGAGACCUUUUGCAUUAGGGUUUUCACUUCGGCUGCUGCUUGUGAGUGAGCAACGAAUCUUCAACCCCAACAAUGGCGACGAAACAAGCCAAAGCUUCCGUGCAAUGCUUCGGAAGGAAGAAGACGGCCGUCGCCGUCACCCACUGCAAGCCCGGCUGCGGUCUGAUCAAGCUCAACGGCUCCCCGAUCGAGCUGUUCAACCCAGAGAUCCUCCGGUUCAAGAUCUUUGAGCCGGUGCUCCUCCUCGGGAAGCACCGUUUCGCCGGCGUCGACAUGAGGAUCCGCGUCAACGGUGGUGGUCACACUUCUCAGGUCUACGCGAUUCGUCAGAGCAUAGCCAAGGCGCUCGUGGCGUUUUACCAGAAGUAUGUUGACGAGCAGUCGAAGAAGGAGGUGAAGGACAUUCUGAUAAGGUACGAUAGGACUCUGCUCGUGGCGGAUCCGAGGAGGUGCGAGCCGAAGAAGUUUGGUGGGCGUGGUGCUCGUUCUCGUUUCCAGAAGAGUUACCGUUAAAAACAUAAUCUGGUUUGUGUUUUCUUUUCUGAUCUCAACCGUUUUGAGACAUUAUUUAUCUUUUUGAGUUUUGUCUUUAUGGUUAUUGGAUAAUGUUUUGACAAUGUCUUGAUCGUUUAUUGUUGAAGAACUUCUCAAGUUUUAAUUUUGAAUCUCUUAUAUGUUCUGUCUGUGUUUAUGGAACACAAGCUUUGUUGUU